AUGCAUGGUAAUAGACAGUCUCUUUUUCCGCCAGGACGAUGGGUGCGUCCUAGCAAUUCAUACCAUUUCUAUCUUGGGAUCGGAGCUCCAUUGACUCCUUCGUGGACUGUCCUAGCAGAUCGGCCCUCUGACACUACUACCUUGACUUCCUCCACUACUCCCGAUGAUGACCUCACGAACGAUGCGCAGACACAUUCAUUGACUUCCAAUGCUUCUAUCCCACCACACUCCUCCGCUCCUAUUCCGAGCAGAACAGCUCCCAUCUCUGUCAACACAUCGACUCCAGUCCUCGGCCCAUCAGCCGCCCUUUACCCCAAGCCAAGUCCCAAUUCCAGCCUAGGGAUCAUCGAUACGGAUGCUUGGAUACACGAAAUCUUUUCGUCAGCAGAGGGACGGCCCUACGAUCGAGACUGGACAAGCAAACACAACGUCAGCGAAGACAUUCUCAUGGAGGUUCCGAGCAAGCACAAGAUUAAACCUCCUCGUCAGACGCGGUGCCGUGGUGGUAAGGCGACAAGGACCUACCGAUUCCUACCGGCAGAACCUAUGCGUGGGAUUUGUGCCCACUCGAGCGGCGUCCCGCGGCAUUCUCUGCUCAAUGCGAGGUCCCAAAGACUUCAUCAGCGGCAGGAACGAGGAGCACGCAGCACGAUACGAUCACGCAGUUCCAGUAGGAUAGAAGGAAAUGAGGCGUGUAUCGAGUAUUGGCCGGGAUUUCGGGACUUCCUUCGACGUCAGACAAGCACACCAGGUGUGGGAAGACCAGAAAGUGAGACUGGUCGCACGCAACAGCCGGGCCGUCGUUUGAAGCAUGUGGAAGGCUCGUGA
Letharia columbiana is the source of this 828-nucleotide messenger RNA. RefSeq lists its product as uncharacterized. Lineage: Eukaryota; Fungi; Ascomycota; Lecanoromycetes; Lecanorales; Parmeliaceae. The coding region runs from base 1 to 828 and encodes 275 amino acids. The transcript is spliced from 2 exons. The record is from RefSeq and is a predicted model, not a curated record.